AUGCGCAGGUUUUUGAACAUGGUUCAGAGCGAGCUGAAGGCGGCCAAGAAGCCGGGGUACCAUGCCGUGGUCCUGAGGGCUUCCCAUCAGGAUUGGGUGCAGCUGAUGCGUGACAGGAUAUACAUCGUCUUCCUGCGGAAGGACGUGUAUGGUGUCGCGGAUGCUGGCUUCCUUGCCAAGACUUACAAGGACCUCGUCACCAAGCAGCGGGAGGUGCCUCCGAAGAAGCUCUCGGAUCUUUUGCCCGAGAGGAUGCUCGAGGAAGUGCCGGCAGGAGGGGUGCAACGGAGCAUUUGCGAGGUUCUUGGGCUGCAACUUUCUCUGAAGACCCCAAACCCACAUGCCAUUUAA
This is a messenger RNA of Symbiodinium sp. CCMP2456, 351 nucleotides long. Lineage: Eukaryota; Dinophyceae; Suessiales; Symbiodiniaceae. The record is from the annotation of a GenBank genome assembly.